AUGCUCGACCCACAGAUGGGCAUGAAUCUCAACGUGCAGGGCCUCCAGGGCCCCUCCGACCAAGCGCGCAUCUACGCACAGAUACAACAACAGCAACAGCAACAGCAACAGCAGCAGCAGCAGCAGGUGAUGCAGCAGUUUAGGAACCAGGCUGGUGGUUCAAUGCCCGGUGGUACAAGCGUCGCUCAGAACCCCCGGGGCAUGUCACAGCUUGGUCAGCAACAGCCGCAAUCGCAACAACACAAUCUACCUCAGCGGCAAGAUAUCCCGCAGACGCAGGCCAGCAUCCAACAGGAACGGUACUCCCAGCUGCGUCAACGCGCACAAGCCUGGACGGCGAAGAUUAAGUCACUAGAGCAGGAUCUCGCUCACCAUAAUCAACAGCGCGCCGCGAUGCCCGAGAUCACCCAUCAGCUGAAGGCGAAGCAAUAUACGGACCAGAUCAACCGAUUAAAGGACGAUUUGCACAAGAUGUUCAAUCUCAUCAAGGGGAUGGCGGACCAACCAAACACUCAAGCGGGUGCAGCCGCUAUGGCCAACGGGGCGCGCCCGCAACAAGGCGGGCAGAUGAUGUCGGGUCAGGUAGGGAACGCAUUGCAGGGAGGUCCGGCUCUAGAGCAGCCGAAGAAGCCCUCCGCUGACAGCGUCAAGCCGUUUGUUGGCCUCGACGCUGGUCGAUUUCCUACCGAAGCCGAGAUUAAGCAGGCGAGUCUGUACAAGGAACUGCUGCUCGAACAGUUGAUACGGCCAGGUAUACACAACAUGAGACCGCAACAUAUUCCGCCUGAACAUGAACCGGAGUAUGCUGCGGUCUUCCAGGAGCUCUGUGGCUACGCCGGCCGGGUAUUUCCUGCUCUGGAGCUCCUGAUUUGUGCAUACCAUGACCAUGUCGUCAAGAAGGUUAUAGCUGCGACCAUGACUGCUCUUCGUCAGAAAGAGCUCAGUGACCAGAAAGGUAGUCCGUACUACCUGAUCGGUCUUGAGAACAUCCGCAACAUCACCAAUACGAUGAAGGCUGCUGCUGAAGCCAUCCCGUAUAGAAGCAUGCGC
Messenger RNA from Postia placenta MAD-698-R-SB12, 1050 nucleotides. RefSeq lists its product as hypothetical. The annotation marks the transcript as partial. The transcript has 5 exons. NCBI's taxonomy places the organism in Eukaryota, Fungi, Basidiomycota, Agaricomycetes, Polyporales, Adustoporiaceae. The record is from RefSeq and is a predicted model, not a curated record.